CAACCCUUUUGCUAGCUGGCUGUCGGGGAGAGGUCCCCAGAUCCCUCUCGCAUUGCACGUGACCCCACUCACUCUCUCCUCAACUCCUCUCAAAACGCCCCCAUCGCUUUCUUUUCUUUCUUCUUCUCCUUCUUCUUCUUCCUUCAAACAACAAAACCCAAACAAAUCAAAUCUCUCUCUCUCUCUCUCUCUCUCUCUCUCUCUCGCGAUUCCACGGUUUCUAUAUUCAAAUCAUUUCAGAUUCAAACGCUUAUACACGCGAACUCAGAUUCCGAUUCAAAUGCUUCGAUCUGUUACCGGAACACGUGUUUGCAGGUGCCAAACCAAUGAAUAUGAUAUGUUGGAAAUGAAACAACUUGCACAGGGAGAUUUACUCUUACUUGUUUUACAGAUGAUUUGAACUGUGAUAGUCAUUGCUUCCUUAUGUUUUUAAGCGGCACUAUAAAAUGGAAGUGAUAACAUCAGUUCUGAAAUUUAUCUCGUGUGCUUGCUUUGGGGGAUAACUUUAGUUACUGUUUCAUUAGCGUCAUGGGAUUCAUAUGCAGGGAGCUAGGGCAAUUUUAACAUAUUUGUAACUUUUAUUUUUAUUUGGCGGUUUUGCCUGUUUUUGGAAGCGAAUACAUUGGUUUCACAUUAUUUAAUGAUUUUGAAUAUUUUCAUUCCUUUACAUUUCUGAUUUUAUUUUUCAUUUCAAUAUGCUAUAAUACCUUAUUAUUUUAUUAUGCAGGUUACAUGGCCUCCAGGCUGAAACAGUUUGAGCUACCGAAGUAUAUAUUUUUCAAUAAUUUGUAUUUUAAGAGCUUCCUUUAGCUUGAACAUGUUUCUUAUGGGUUGACAAGUGUGGCGAAAUGGUUUUUCAUUCCAAAUAUAUAAGAACAUGGAGGAGACACGAGAAGAUGCAGGGUCGACAGAGCAAGGGACAUCUAAUGUUAAUGUAUCAUGGUGGCCUUCAGAUUUUGUUAAAAAAUUUGGAUAUGUUGCUUUGGAUUCUCAAGAUGAGACAGUAAAUAUUAAAGAAUCAACUAGACACUCUGAUGAAAAUGUUUUGUCACCUUUGAGGGCAUCACAAAUUCUCUGGCGCACUGGAAUGCUUUCAGAACCAAUACCAAAUGGUUUUUAUUCAGUCAUUCCGGAGACAAGACUCAAGGAACUUUUUGAUAGUAUUCCUACAUUGGACGAGCUUCAUGCUUUGGGCGGAGAGGGUUAUAGGGCUGAUAUCAUUCUCGUGGAUCUAGAGAAAGAUAAAAAGCUAUCCAUGCUGAAGCAACUGAUUGUGACAUUAGUUAAAGGAUUAAACUCAAACCCUGCUGCAAUAGUUAAGAAGAUAGCUGGAUUGGUUUCUGAUUUUUAUAAGCGACCCAGUGUGGAAAGUCCAGCAAAAGCUGCAUUUGAUGAAAACUCUCACAUUUUUGAGAAUCGAGGAGUCCAGAUGCUAGGGCAAAUAAAGCAUGGUUCAUGUCGUCCUCGAGCUAUCUUAUUUAAAGUAUUAGCUGAUACUGUAGGUCUUGAAAGCACACUCAUGGUGGGCUUGCCAAAUGAUGGGGCUGUCGAAUGUGUAGAUUCAUACAAGCAUAUGUCUGUGAUAGUUGUAUUAAAUUCGGCCGAAAUGCUGGUUGACCUUAUGCGAUUUCCGGGUCAAUUGUUACCAAAAUCAACCAAGGCAGUUUUUAUGAGUCAUAUCUCUGCAGCAGGAGAGAGUGAUUCAGCAGAAAAUGAUUCUUGUGAUUCGCCGUUGGAACCAAACAGUCCUUUAUUUGGAGUUUCAGAGAGUGCUGAGAAGGAGGAAAACCUUCAAUUCCAUAGAAGAUUUGAAGCGUCUUCAAAUGUAACAGGCCUUUCCCUGAGAAAUAUGAUGUUACGAUCAAAUAGCAGUUCGAGUUUGUCUCAUAGUGAACCCAAUAUUACAACCGCAUUUGGUCGGCGUAGUCGGAGAAAGGCCAUUGCUGAACAGAGGACAGCUAGUUCAAGUCCAGAACAUCCAUCAUUUCGAGCACGUGCACGGUCCAUGCUUAGUGGUGAUAGGACAGAAUUUAGAGAUUUUCCUGAUGACCAGCCUACAUCAAGGUCCAGCUAUAGAUCAGAUGGUGCAUCCUCAUCAGAAACUCGUAGGAUACGACGAAGAAGCAUCAGCAUUACGCCAGAGAUUGGGGAUGAUAUCGUAAGGGCUGUACGCGCAAUGAAUGAAACACUAAAGCAAAACCGUCUUAUGAGAGAACGUGGGGAUGCAGAUCUUCAGAAAAAUUUGUCAACUUUCCAUCUUGAUGGUCAUGAUGAAAGGUCCACCAUAUAUUCUUUUCAGCGUGACCAAGUAACAUCACAAAAGGCAAUGUCAUUACCAUCUUCACCACAUGAUUAUAGAGGUCAAGCUUCUGAGCGAAGUGAGCUAUCAAGAUAUGGAGUUAAUGAUGAACUGGAGUCCACCUGGAAUAAAGUACUUGAAUCUCAAAUGUUUAAUAACAAACCUUUAUUGCCAUAUGAAGCAUGGAAUAUUGACUUCUCAGAAUUAACUGUUGGAACCCGUGUAGGGAUCGGCUUCUUUGGGGAAGUCUUCCGUGGCAUAUGGAAUGGCACAGAUGUUGCAAUCAAGGUUUUUCUAGAGCAAGAUUUAACUGCUGAAAACAUGGAAGAUUUUUGUAAUGAAAUAUCUAUUCUGAGCCGACUCCGACAUCCUAAUGUUAUCUUAUUUCUUGGUGCAUGCACAAAGCCUCCACGUUUAUCUAUGGUUACGGAAUAUAUGGAGAUGGGUUCAUUGUAUUACUUGAUACAUUUGAGCGGUCAGAAGAAAAAGCUCAGUUUGCGGAGACGACUGAAGAUGUUGCGUGACAUAUGCAAGGGUUUGAUGUGCAUACACCGUAUGAAGAUUGUUCACCGUGAUUUGAAAAGUGCAAACUGUCUAGUGAAUAAACAUUGGACCGUGAAAAUCUGUGAUUUUGGGCUUUCAAGAAUAAUGUUAGAUCCUCCAAUCAGAGAUUCUUCUUCAGCUGGAACUCCAGAAUGGAUGGCUCCUGAACUCAUCCGAAAUGAACCAUUCGAUGAAAAAUGUGAUAUCUUUAGCUUUGGGGUGAUGAUGUGGGAGCUGUGGACCUUGAACAGACCAUGGGAAGGCGUACCACCCGAGAGGGUGGUUUAUUCUGUUGCUCAUGAGGGUUCCAGAUUGGAGAUUCCUGAAGGCCCACUAGGCAGUCUGAUUUCAGAUUGUUGGGCAGAAUCACAUGAGCGACCAAGUUGUGAUGAGAUUCUCUCUCGUUUGGUGGACAUGGAAUACUCAUUAUGUUGACAUAAUCUUAUAUCUUUUUGUACAUAGAAAACUUUGGGUAGAGUUUUUACACUGUGUCAUCUAUCGGCUGAUGUUGUGGACUACUGUAAAUUUUGUUCUCAGAAUAUUUCGAAAUAUAAAUUAAUGCUGCUCUUGUUGUCUUGCCCCUGUGCUGCAAA
This is a messenger RNA of Trifolium pratense (red clover), 3435 nucleotides long. Its product is annotated as serine/threonine-protein kinase EDR1-like. Gene Ontology annotation, biological process: protein phosphorylation. Lineage: Eukaryota; Viridiplantae; Streptophyta; Magnoliopsida; Fabales; Fabaceae. The transcript has 17 exons. Bases 878 to 3277 code for a protein of 799 amino acids. Gene Ontology annotation, molecular function: protein kinase activity; ATP binding. The record is from RefSeq and is a predicted model, not a curated record.